AUGGCAGAUUUAACCAACUGCGCAUCUAUUGUUGCUACUGUAGAAUCUCUUACUAAUAAUGAAAAAGUUAAAACUUCACGUACUACUCCUCGUGACAUUAGUGAAGUUGGUUGGAUAUUUGUUCAAGAAUAUUACACCUUUUUACAUAAAGAACCCAAUCGACUUCAUUGUUUUUACGGUCAAGCUUCUCAUUUUAUUCAUGGAAGUGAGGGUGAACAAGUAAGAACUCUGAUUGGUGAAAAGGAAAUCAACGAGAAAAUUAAAUCAUUAAAUUUUAAUAAUUGUAAGGUUGCUGUGACAAAUGUCGAUUGUCAAGCUUCAAAAGAUGAUGGAAUUCUUAUUCAAGUCUUGGGAUUGAUGACCACAAAAACAUCAAUUGUUCACGAGCACAUCGAAAAUUCUGUUGAAAAGAGAGCUGAUUUAAAUAAAGAGAAAAAUGAAACUUUAAGGGAAAAAAGACAGAUCACAUCUUCCAUUGGUCAAAUUGCACAAGGUAUUAUGCCAAUUUUGAAUCCAAGAAAAGCUUCAAUCCUAAAACAACUCAAAGAUGAAGAAAUAUCAUUACAAAGAAAGGAAGAACAAAUUGAAAAAGACAAGAAAAAAUAUGUAAUGCCUCAUUCUAUACCUUUAGGAUAUGAUAGAUUUUAUAACAAGUAUUUUUAUUUUGAUGGUUUGGGUAUAACAGUUGGAGAAAAAUAUGGUACAGGUAAAAUUUGGGUACAAGUUCCCCAGGAACAAGAUUUGAGAAUGUUAACUGAUAGAGAUGUGCACCAUUAUUACAAAAGAAAAAAAGCUGAAGAUUCAGUGAACAGAGAAUCUGUAUUGAAGAAUAAACUUUUAAAUCACUAUCAAGAACUUUCGGCUUGUUUAAUGAAAAGGAAACAGGAUUUGACCACACCUUGUAUGACAAUUGAAGUGAGAAGUAAACGAGUACAAAUUACUAAUGCAGUACUUUCUUCACAGUCAUGA
Molecule: messenger RNA, 969 nt
Organism: Entrophospora sp. SA101
Lineage: Eukaryota; Fungi; Glomeromycota; Glomeromycetes; Entrophosporales; Entrophosporaceae
Source: the annotation of a GenBank genome assembly